UGCUUCCAGACCCAGCAUGGAUGUCUCUAUGCCUGUGGGAUAAAUACACCCCUUAUCUCAGACAAAACUGAGUUUGCCAGGUUUUGGUGUGUGGGAGCACCUUAAUUUAUAUGUUGCAGCCUCUAGCUGAGUGUCAGGUUGAGAUUGAACCAGAGAUGGGCUCCUUUUACAAGAUUGCUUAUAUAAAGCGAAGAUAACACCAGCUGGGUUCAUUUGAAAGAGGACAUCUUGGAAAGAGCUGACAGCGCUGCUUUUGGAAAAAGACUGGAAUGAAAAUCUGAAAUAAUUAGCUCCUUCCUGUUUCGUAGAUCAUUGUAAGAAAUGGUGACUCUUGCUAUUUAUCUGCUGGUCAUCUUGGCUCGAGCUCUUGCAGGGCCUUGCAGCCCAAAUAAAGCAGAUGUAAUUCUGGUAUACUGCUAUCCUAAAACCAUCAUUACCAGAAUUCCAGAGUGUCCUUAUGGAUGGGAGGUUAACCAGCUGGCACUUGGAGGCAUUUGCUACAAUGGGAUCCACGAUUCAGGAUAUUACCAAUUCACAAUCCCAGACCUGUCACCUAAAAACAAAUCAUACUGUGGCACCCAGUCAGAGUUCAAGAAUCCUGUGUAUCACUUCUAUAACUCCAUCGUCUCCAAUGACUCCUCCGUGAUUGUGAAGAGCCAGCCUGUGAAUUACUCAUUCACCUGCACAUACAAUGCCAACUACCUGGUGAACCAGGCUGCCUUUGACCAAAGGGUGGCCACUGUCCAUGUGAAGAACGGGAGCUCUGGUUCAUUUGAAAGCCAGCUGUCCCUCAACUUCUACUCUAAUGCCAAGUUCUCAAGUAUAAAAGAAGCCCCCUUUGUGGUUGAAACAUCAGAAAUUGGUUCUGACAUAUUUGCUGGAGUGGAAGCCAAGGGCUUAAGUGACAGGUUUAAAGUUGUUCUCAACAACUGCUGGGCAACUCCCUCCUCAGAGUAUUUCUACCAGAUCCACUGGCCUCUGAUCACCAAGGGGUGUGCCACGGACUACUCCAUCCUGGUGCACGAGAACGGGAAGACGAACCGGGCCACGUUCCAGUUCAACGCCUUCCGCUUCCGCAACAUCCCCAAGCUGUCCAAGGUCUGGCUGCACUGCGAGACGCACGUCUGCGACAGCGAGAAGUUCUCCUGCCCCGUGACCUGUGACAAACGCAAGCAGCGCGCGGAACAAACCGGAGGCGUUCUGGUGGCGGAGAUCACCGUGCGCAGUAAGUGCCUGGGCUCCUGGGGUGCUUCUCCCUUUGGGAAGCAAUGA
Messenger RNA from Passer domesticus (house sparrow), 1272 nucleotides. RefSeq names its product tectorin beta (gene TECTB). The transcript has 10 exons. NCBI's taxonomy places the organism in Eukaryota, Metazoa, Chordata, Aves, Passeriformes, Passeridae. The record is from RefSeq and is a predicted model, not a curated record. The coding region runs from base 322 to 1272 and encodes 316 amino acids. Gene Ontology annotation, molecular function: extracellular matrix structural constituent. Gene Ontology annotation, cellular component: cell surface.